UAUUUUUGGAAAACAUAAAAAACACCUCAAAUUUAACUGUCUUUUUAGUCAAUAUUUUAAAACAACUACCCCCUUCAUUUUCUCUUCUAUUUAAACACCAUUUCUUUCACUUCACAAACCCAGAAAAACUUUCUACAUACUUCUUUUGUAUUAUAACAAAAACAGAGAGAAAAAAGUUGGAAAAAAACAGGGUAAAAAAGAAAAAAACAGGGGAUUUUUACCAAUUGAUGGCCAUCCGAGUUACACAAAAGCUUUUUCAAAGAUUUAGCCAAAUUACAAGGCCUUUGAGUUCAUCUAAUUCAAGUAUACCCGUUUUACCAUUGAAUUUCGAUGAAAAACCCGAUUCUUUUGUUGUAAAACAACCCGAAAACGAGAUUUUAAAUGGUUCAAUUGUGAAUUUUGAUGAUACCCAGAAAUUGUUUUCAACGUUUUCUACCACAAAAUUGAUAAGAUCAGUGUUUAAUUUGAAUAUGGCAUCAAUUGAUCCGGUUGUUGAUAUGGGUAUUUGGGUUAUGAGAUCAAAAUUGCUUGAAGUUCCUGUUUUUCGUCAAGCAAUUUUAGGGUCAGUUAAACAUAGUUUUUAUGAACAAUUUGUUGCUGGAAAAGAUUUAAUUGAAACAAGUCAGACGGUUCAAAAAAUUUAUGAUGCUGGAUUAAGAGGAAUGUUGGUUUAUGGGUUAGAACAUGCUUAUGAUAAUGAAUCUUGUGAUCAAAAUUUCAAGACAUUUCUCAACACUAUUGAAUCAACCAAGUUCUUUCCUCCAUCUUCGGUAAGCUUUGUGAUUGUGAAGAUAAGUGCAAUUUGUCCAAUGGAAUUAUUAGAGAGAAUAAGUGAUUUGUUGAGAUGGGAAAAGCAAGACCCAUCAUUUAAACUCCCUUGGAAACAAAACACUUUGCCAAUUUUUUCUGAUUCAAGUCCUUUAUACCACACUCUUAAAAAACCAGACCCAUUAACCUCAAAAGAAGAACAAGAUCUUCAAUUAACCCUUGAAAGAUUAACUAAACUUUGUCAAAGAUGUUUAGAGCUUAAUGUACCCAUAACAGUUGAUGCUGAGGACACCAAAAUUCAACCCGCGAUCGAUUAUUUAACUUAUAAUUCAGCCAUUGAGUACAACAAAUUGGGAGAUAGUACCCCAAUUGUGUAUGGGACACUUCAAGCUUACUUAAAAGAUGCAAAAGAGAGAUUGUUUUUGGCAACUAAAGCAGCUGAGAAGAUGGGUUUACCCUUGGGAUUUAAGCUGGUUAGAGGAGCUUAUAUGUCUAGUGAAAGCAAGUUGGCUAAUUCAUUAGGGUUUGAGUCUCCUAUUCAUGAUACCAUCCAAGAUACACACAAUUGUUACAAUGAUUGUGCUUCUUAUAUGCUUGAUAAGAUUGUUGAUGGGUCCGGUGCCGUGGUCCUUGCUACUCAUAAUGUCGAAUCGGGAAAAUUGGCGGCAACGAAAGCGAGAGAUUUAGGGAUAGGAAAGGAGCAUGAAAGGCUACAAUUUGCUCAAUUAUAUGGAAUGUCCGAGGCACUUUCUUAUGGCCUAAAAAAUGCUGGUUUUCAAGUGAGCAAGUACUUAACUUUUGGGCCAGUGGAAGAGGUCAUUCCUUACCUUUUAAGGAGAGCAGAAGAAAAUAGAGGAAUGUUGUCUUCUUCAAGCCUUGAUAGGCAACUCAUGGGGAUGGAGUUGAAGAGAAGACUGAGGGCUGGUUUUGGACUGUGAAAUAGUGUUAGGAUGUGGAAAUGAUUUUGUUGUGGUUUUAAGCUUGAAAAUUGUUAUUAUUGUAAAUAAAUAAUGUUGUUUGUAACUAUUUUCAUUUCUCAGGAAAUGUAAAUGUUUUUACUCCUUAUGUAUGGAAAUACAACUUCUUUUGUCGUCA
This is a messenger RNA of Beta vulgaris subsp. vulgaris (sugar beet), 1863 nucleotides long. Its product is annotated as proline dehydrogenase 2, mitochondrial. Gene Ontology annotation, molecular function: proline dehydrogenase activity; FAD binding. NCBI's taxonomy places the organism in Eukaryota, Viridiplantae, Streptophyta, Magnoliopsida, Caryophyllales, Amaranthaceae. Gene Ontology annotation, cellular component: mitochondrion. The transcript has 4 exons. The record is from RefSeq and is a predicted model, not a curated record. The coding region runs from base 228 to 1706 and encodes 492 amino acids.